AUGUUACAAAUGGAAAUAAGGGGUGUUUGUGUAAUUUACAAAAACUGUCCAAAUUCAUACUAUAUAUCUGAAAAACAGUUCUUGAAUCUCUAUGAUAACUUUCAUAAAAUUAAAACCAAUUUUGGGAAAGUUUAAGCGGGAACCAGUUUUCUAAAUUUACUUGCAGGAGGACAUUUGUGAGGUUGUAGAAGAGUAUUUACGAUGAACAUUGAGGAAUUGUUUUUCUUGGCAUUAAUGCCUGUUCUGAAAACGUUGUUGAUUGCGGUUGUUGGCUUAUAUCUUGCAUUGGAUCAUGUUAGUAUUUUGACUGCAGAAGGACGGCACCAUCUGAACAAUCUUGUAUUCUACGUCUUCUUUCCAUCACUUUGUGCUAGUGGUCUCAUCAGUUCAAGUACAGCGACGGGGUUAUUUUCUUUGUGGUUCGUUCCAGUGAGUAUUCUUAUUACCUUUCUUGUUGGAUCAGCCCUCGGGUGGAUACUUGUCAAAAUCACUAGAACGCCUCAGCAUUUGCACGGCCUUGUUAUUGGUUGUUGCGCGGGAGGAAACAUGGGGAACUUGCCUGUCAUUAUAAUCCCAGCCAUCUGCGCCGAGAAAAACAAUCCGUUUGGAGAUUCAUCUACGUGCUCGAUAAAUGGGAUGGGCUACGUAUCCCUCUCUAUGGGGAUAGGAGCUAUAGGCAUUUGGUCAUAUGUAUAUAAUAUCAUACGGGCAUAUGGAAAAAGGGAUGACGGGGAUGUCUCAGCCUACUCCAAAUUAAGAGAAAAUAGCCACAGUGAAACGUCAAGACGAGCCUUGGAUAGUACUACACAAACAUUACUACCAAGUAGCAACUCAAAAGGUGCUGAAGUUUCAGCUGAGCUUAUUUACCAAGGAUCCAUCGACGAAACCAAGGUUUCGGUACCUACUAUCAUUGAGAAGAAGGUGAAGUCGUUGGUGGAAUAUAUCGACCUGAGUGUUCUUUUCAGACCACCUACAGUUGCAACGGUUAUUGGCAUUAUCAUUGCUUCAAUAUCUCCCAUCCAAAAUUUCAUGGUUGGCUCUGGUGCUCCACUUCGUUUCGUUGAGAGUUCCGUUGUUUUGCUAGGGGAGGCAGCAAUUCCAUCAAUGACCAUUAUAAUGGGCGCGAAUCUUCUAAGAGGUUUCAAGCGAUCAGGAGUGGGAAUUUGGCUUCUUUUCGGGAUCAUUGUAGUUCGAUUCGUUAUCUUGCCUAUCAUUGGUGUUGCUGUUAUUACAGUUGCAAAAGAUCUAGGCAUGGUGGGAACAGAUCCUUUAUAUCACUUUGUUCUUCUGCUUCAAUAUGCAGUUCCACCUGCAAUGGCUAUAGGUACUAUCACACAGUUGUUUGAAAUUGGUGAAAGUGAAUGUUCUGUUAUCAUGUUUUGGAAUUAUGCUGUGGCAGCAGUUGCUCUGACCCUUUGGUCGACAUACUUCAUGUAUAUCUUGUCCUGAUCAAUACUUUUUAUAUCUCGAGGGGAGCCUUGAUGCAACGUUGAGUGUUUGUUGUCGUGUUACCAGGAGGUCAUAUAGAUUUAAGUUUGAGAAAAUAAUUUGUAAUUGAAAUGCAAAGGUAAUAUUGCGUACAAUGGAUUAAAUGUCUUUUAUAAGCUUGAGUACAGCGGAAGCUUAGUAUAUUGGAAUGUCAUUUUUUGGGUUCAUUUGUAAAAAAAAUUAUAUAUUCAUGAACAAAAUAUUGUGUUUGAUUGACUUGA
Messenger RNA from Solanum pennellii, 1709 nucleotides. Its product is annotated as protein PIN-LIKES 3-like. The record is from RefSeq and is a predicted model, not a curated record. Gene Ontology annotation, cellular component: membrane. Bases 202 to 1449 code for a protein of 415 amino acids. Gene Ontology annotation, biological process: endoplasmic reticulum to cytosol auxin transport. The transcript has 11 exons. Lineage: Eukaryota; Viridiplantae; Streptophyta; Magnoliopsida; Solanales; Solanaceae.